This is a messenger RNA of Cercopithifilaria johnstoni, 1056 nucleotides long. The record is from the annotation of a GenBank genome assembly. Lineage: Eukaryota; Metazoa; Nematoda; Chromadorea; Rhabditida; Onchocercidae.
AUGGGGGACGAUGAUUGGCCGUCACAACGAUUUCGCGAUCAUGUUAUUAAUCGAUUGGAACCAGAAUUAGCGAGAAAUCGUCAAAAUUCUCCAAAUUUACCCGUACCUGGUGAUGCAAGACAAGUGGAGGAAUAUGUUUUCAACAAAUGCGUCAGCAAAGAUGAGUAUAUGCGGACAAUUGCCAAAGUUAUCAAUGCAAUCAAUUGUAACUCAAAAUCAGCAACAGUACCGUCCGUUUUUCAACCGUCUCGCAUCCAUCCGGCAUCGCAAAAUUAUCGGACCGCGGGUCUUGGUGUACCACCGGAUCCGCAACCCACCCACCAGCAACAGCGACAAAAGGUUAUGGAUAGAUACCAUGCUCCAUUUGUUCAACCGCCGCCAAUGAUACAGUCGCAGCAAUCAUCACCUAGUGCAUUAUCUGGCGGUAAUAUGCAGCCGUCACAAUCCAGUAUGCAACAACAUUCUCCAUUAACACACCCGGUGGUUCCUCAGCAAACACCGUAUAAUAUGCUCUCUCCAGUUCCCUCUGUCCCUGGGUCACACAGUACCUCUCCGAAUCAUCACAUGUAUAGUCGUGUGAAAACUGAGUCAAAAAGUGGCAGUAAUGAUGGUACAAGUGCUGCAGAAGUUCCAAUAUCGGAGUCAAUGUCCACUCGUGUAUGGAAGCGUGAAGUUGCUCCUUCCAGCAAUUAUUACUCAGCAGGUCCCUACGGUGCUACAGAUUCCAGUCAGUACAUUGAACGUACCCAUUCAUCGGCAUCGUUUAUGCCACGAGAAACACCCAUUUCUCCUUCACAACAAAAUGCUUCGCCACACCACCAACAACAUCAUCAGCCAUCAGUUUUAGAAAAUCUUAUCAAUUCACCCCAUUAUGGGUCACCGACGCCAUCCUCACGGCAUUUAGAUGGAUCAGAUAAUCAAAACGUUGCUGAUUUGCCAUUUGGAAAUGCCAUACAACAAAAUGAAGAGGUCAGAUAUUCAGAAUAUAUGACAAUGGAUAAAAAAAUCCCAAAAAGUGGGAUGCCAGGCUUUAUUCGUCAGUUUAGUAUAUUGUAA